Messenger RNA from Prunus dulcis (almond), 546 nucleotides. RefSeq names its product probable tRNA N6-adenosine threonylcarbamoyltransferase. The record is from RefSeq and is a predicted model, not a curated record. The coding region runs from base 1 to 546 and encodes 181 amino acids. The transcript is spliced from 3 exons. Gene Ontology annotation, cellular component: EKC/KEOPS complex; cytoplasm. NCBI's taxonomy places the organism in Eukaryota, Viridiplantae, Streptophyta, Magnoliopsida, Rosales, Rosaceae.
AUGAAGAAGAUGAUAGCUCUAGGGUUUGAGGGUUCAGCCAACAAGAUUGGUGUUGGGGUAACAAUUUUGUCGAGGUGUUGGGGUAACAAUUUUGUCGAACUCGCUCAACGCAUACAUUACCCCUCACGGCCAAGGGUUCCUUCCCUCGAAACUGCACCGCACCAUCUCCAACACAUUCACCCGCUGAUUAAAUCUGCUUUGGAAACUGCCCAAAUAACGCCCAAGGAAAUUGAUUGCCUUUGUUACACCAAGGGUCCUGGCAUGGGAGCACCAUUACAAGUUGCUGCCAUUGUUGUUGGGGUUCUUUCACAGCUUUGGAAGAAGCCCAUUGUUGCAGUUAAUCAUUGCAGUGCACAUAUUGAGAUGGGAAGGAUUGUGACAGGUGCAUAUGAUCCUGUUGUGUUGUAUGUCAGUGUGGGAACACACAGGGUACUAACACUCUCCAAUGAUCCAAGCCCUGGAUAUAACAUUGAGCAGAUGCAACAAUCUAAGCAAGAAGAGAGAUUUAACAUGCAAGGUCGGAAAAAUGAUAAUUCUGAUAUCUGA